CUUUUUCGUAUAAAUUGUAUACCCUUUAAUUCUUGACUAUAUGCUGGACAUAUUGAAGACACUAUAUAUAAGGUUUCAUCUCCAUUGAUCAACAUCCUAAAUAGGAAACAACUCUACCACCAACAUCAAACUUUUUACUGGAAGCCAACCACUGUUUCCAAUCUUCGCCAUACGCCACACUUGCCAACAAUCUCUCCCAUAUAUAAAGGAUGUGAAAUGAAAAUAAAUAAAUAAACAGGUACAUUGCUGUUGUGCUUACUUCCAGUUCAGGCGGAAGGUCUUCCAGUGGUCAAGCAAGCGCGCAAGCUGACCAGGAGGAAACUCGGCUCGGCAUGCGCUGUAGAAAAGUUAGCUAGGUGGACAUGAUUGCAUAUGAUCAAAUACGUACUCGCUUGGGUAGUCCAUGUAGCUAUGGAUUGGGUCCAGUCCAGGUUGGUCGGAGCAGCUGUCUCUGUUGGCAGAGCAGAGGUCGAACAAAUUUUCCUGCUCGGCAUGCGUAUCAUCGACGUAAUCAUUAGGGCCUUCGCAACCACCUUGGAAUGUGUGGAGGAGGCCAUUCCAGUGUCCGCUUUCGUGCGUCAAUGUUUUGCCAUGCUGGUAGAACUCAUUGCCUUGGCCGUUGAGAGCAGGGGGGCCGAUGACGAUGCCAUCCUCGAUGAAGUUUUUGUCACCGUUUGUCACAGCCAUGGGCAGGGAGCUGUAGCCUCCUGGCCAAUCACUCAUGUAGUAAACAUUAAAUGUGCGGUAGUCGCCUUUGCGAAGAGUCUGCUUCAUUUCGUAGUCGUCCUCAAGGUUGUAGUCAGGCAGAGAGAUUGUAGUUGGUCAGCGCAAAGUUGCCUGGCAUAAACUACUCAAAUUGGUUCGAAACGGGCUUGAAGGCGGAAACUACCCGACAUGCGAUGGCUUUCUCUAAUAGGCCAUUUAAAGAAGCCGCUAACUUAGUGUAAGUUACAAGUGCCUACCAGUCUCAGCAAGGACUAUGCAUCUUAGUGGGUAGUGGCAAUGACGAGCAAGAUAUGUUAGCAAAUACAACAUGACAUUAUUAAAUUAAGUGAGCAUUAUACAAUUACGCAUGCCUCCUGUAGAUACUCGAGCCGAUGUAAAGGAAAUACAACCAGUUUCUUCUCCGUAUAGUUCACCGUGUUUAUCUGUGCUUGUGUGCCUCAGGUAGGUGGGGCUGUGCGAUUGGCUGGAUGGAGUGGCGCAUUUUGGUUGUCGCCCCUCGUCGCGGGUUUACCAGUUCGGACCGCGGACAAGUGAGAAGAGAGGAGAGCAGGUUUAUGGGUUGCAGGCAAUUCAUAAACUACAGAGAUGCUCUGUCAAUCAAAUUAUAAUUCACGGCGCCCAUCAUGACCCAGUCAUCGAAACCUAUACCAGCAUUUUACGCGGUCUACGUGCUGCGAUCCACGAUUCGGCACGCGUCGCUCUAUAUUGGUUCCACGCCGAAUCCGCCACGACGACUCAAGCAGCACAAUGGCGAAGCAAAAGGUGGUGCAGUGCGCACAGCAAGAGAUAGUCUACGGCCCUGGGAAAUGGUCGCCUUGGUGUCGGGUUUCCCGAGCGCGGUAGCCGCCUUGAAAUUCGAAUGGGCACUAGCAAAUCCUCACCUCACGCUGCACAUCCCAGCUAGCUCUCGCGUGACAACCGCGUCCGGAACGAAGCGAAACGGCAUGCCGCGCCGACCACCGCUUAGCAUGAGGGCCAUCAUGUCCAACAUCCACCUGCUGACAGGGGUACCGAGCUUUUCAAGAUGGCCGUUGCAGCUUCACUUUUUCGCUAAAGAGGCCCAUACUUCAUGGAAAUCGUGGACCAACAGUGUCGAACACCCCGAUCGGCCAGGGUUGAAGGUGUUGACCGACGUUACCACUGCUUCGACAGCCGACGACGCUCCCACGCAUGGCAUUCACGCCUUGCCGCUGGAUUACAAGCCAAUGCAAGAAUAUGUUGAGAAAGCACAAAAUGUGGUGUCUUUUGAAAGGCAUGGUGACUGCGUGCAUUGCAAAGAAUCGCUUGUGCCAAACGAGGGGCUCUAUGCCAUGUGUCCCAACACUAGCUGCGAGGGCAUGGGCCAUCUGACGUGUUGGUCUGAACAUGCGCUGUCUAGCGACGGCAAGGCAACUGGUGAACUGCUGCCAAGAGCAUGCAGAUGUCCGUCGUGCGGUGGAGAGAUCCAAUGGGCCGACAUGAUGACAGAGUUGACGCUGCGUACCCGUGGAAAAGACGCUGUGGCAAAGCUGGUGAAGAAGAAGAAGGGGAAGAACAAGGCGGCGGAUGAAGCCACGGAAGCAGCAGCUGCUGAAUAAAGAGUUGGCUGUUAUAAAAGAAUGAAGUGGGAGGCAUAUAUUCCACGAGGAUGACUCUACUUUUUUUUUCUGUAUAUAAAAAUCUCAAAUGUAUAUUAUUAUUCUUACUCUUUGC
This is a messenger RNA of [Torrubiella] hemipterigena, 2418 nucleotides long. The record is from the annotation of a GenBank genome assembly. NCBI's taxonomy places the organism in Eukaryota, Fungi, Ascomycota, Sordariomycetes, Hypocreales, Clavicipitaceae.